Molecule: messenger RNA, 1220 nt
Organism: Emiliania huxleyi CCMP1516
Lineage: Eukaryota; Haptophyta; Isochrysidales; Noelaerhabdaceae
Exons: 2
Coding region: 1-972 (323 amino acids)
Source: RefSeq, a predicted model, not a curated record
AUGGACGUGCAUCUGUGGCAGGAGGGUCUGGAGGAAAUCUCCGACGCGUCUCUCGCCGCCGCGGCCGCCGCCUUCAUCGUCCUUCUUGCCGCCGUGCUUCGAGUGCUCCCGGUAUCAUCGACACCGCCAAAGGCGGCGGCGGCGGCACACGCAGCGGUCGACACCGAUUCGGUGGACACCGAUUCGUCUGUCUGGGACGCGACCGAUCCGGAUCAUCCAGGCUCCGCAUCGCUUCUCGGCACUGAGAGUAGGGAGUGGUGGAAUGUGCCGCCUGUCAGUGCGGCUGAGGCCCUGGUCAUCGGAGGGGCGAUCCCGCUGCUUCACGCCAGUGCGCCGGCGGGCAUGCUCGGGCGGGCGCACUCCGCCGGCGCGGCGGCUCUCAAGAUGGAAUUGCUUCGGAAGCUGCGGACGCUGUCUGCUCGACACCAGACGUCGGAGCAUUUGGCAGCGCUGAUCAACUCGGCGAGCGAUUGGAAGCGCCGCCACUGCGCCGCCCCGCCGUGCGCGCCGCUCGCCUCUGCGUCCGAUCUCGACGAGGGCGAGUGGGCGACCCGCUUCCUCGUGCUCGGCAUUCGGUGCGGCACUUCCCGCGGCGGCCACCACGUCAAGAUCGAGAGGACGGGCGCGCACGACAUGGCGGCCCUCGUGCGGGAGCCGGACGGCGAGGCAAAGCUCCGCGCCUUCUACACGGCACGUCCUGCAGCUGGCAGCCCUCCGCUUCACCCGCAUGAAGCUUCACGAGGUGGCGCCCGUGAACUACCGGAUGCACCAAGCGCGGCGACAACAACAAGCUGCCCAAAUGGGCCGACGUACCCCAUCCGCUCCAUGCUCGAGCUGCUCCGGAUGCACGCCCACCUUUACUACGACGUUUCCGUGUGCGAGUCGUGGGUGGGCGUCAUCUGGGACUACAUCAUGCGCGACGACGUCGGGCCGUACAACCGCGUCAAGCGGCCGAUGCCAAAGGAGGAGUGAUUGGGGUGAGCCCUCCGCCCGCCGCAGCAGCGCCGCGCGUGACGGCUUGCCACCGAGCAGCAGCGUCCAGUAUGAGCUCAGCGCGUCCUGCGCGAGAGCCAGGGUGUACUAGCCGGGACUCGUACCUCCCACCCCCUCUUGAGUCCGCGUUCGAGGAGUGUCCCCGUCGGGGUUGUACGGUGGGUCCGAAGCCUAGCCAACUUCGACGCUACCUUCUCUGUGUAGUCCAUUAAAUGUGUGCAGAGUUG